CGUAACGAGGUGCCCUAGCCAGGGGCCGCGGCCCCGGGCCCGGCUACGAUCGUGACGUCAGCGAAUGACGUCAGAAGAGCCCGCGAUUAUCGAUUGAUGACGCUGCCUGAGGCUCGGUUAUCAAGGCGGACCAGCCGGCUCAGCGCGGACUCCCUCAGCUGGCACCACUCGGAUCAGAAUGCCCGAAGUGUCCCAGUCGCUGCUCUCCGCACGACAGCAGCAGCAGGAAAGAAAAUCUACAAGUCCUGACCCUGAAGGAGACUAUGGCGGUCAUCGACCGGAAAAGAUCCACAAAAACGCGCUGCCUGACCUCUGGCUUCGACUCAGCUUUCUCAAACGCCGGUUCGGCGACUCAUCGGCCCGGGCCUCAGUGCGCCCGUCAUCGGCGGAAGCCAAGCAAUGGGCGCUCUCCUUCGCGGACCUGGCCGCAUCAAAAUAUGGUCUGGCACUCUUCCACGUGUUCCUGUCCCGGGAAUUCAGCGAAGAAAACCUCGAGUUCUGGCUUGCCUGCGAGGAGUUCAAGAAGUGCCGGUGCAACAAGCUCCCCGUGAAAGCCAAGCGAAUCUUCAAUGAGUUCAUUGCUCCUCGAGCACCCAAAGAGGUUAAUUUGGAUGCCCUAACACGGAGCCAGGUGAUGGACAGCCUGUCUCACCCCGACCGGCAGUCGCUGGACCGGGCUCAACGUCGCGUGCAGGGACUGAUGGAGCAGGACGCGUACCUGCGCUUCCUCCAGUGCGACCUCUACCUGGAACUCUGUCGCGAGGAGCCACAGGAGCACCAAGACCAGAGCCCUUAAAAAGGCCCUCCCGGUCGACCAUCCGCAGCGGACGUUCCCCAACUGUGCCUUUAUGCUAAUCCUUUUUGGAAAGAGGGAGGAGACAUGUCAACGUAUACUGCCAUUUUAGAACCCGGCGUGUUUUAGCGCACCUGUGCAGACAAUAUUGCCUGAAACUAUUGUUUUACAUCUACUACCCCACCGACAUCCAUUUUCUUUUUUGUGCCGAAUUCCUAUUUAACUUUGCAGUAUGUCUGCGGAAUCGCCGAGCGAAGAAUAUCCCUCAGAAGCACUGCCACGAAGAGCUCUCAAUCCACGAUUGUUUCAUUUCCUGAUCAUAUAGAGACCGCGCUCUCAGCUUCCACCCCCUCUUCGACUCCCAAGACCGAGUAGCUGAAAGCAACCAAUACUUCACACUGCCGCAAACAUCUGGGAUGCAAGACGACUGACUCUUUACUUUGGAAGUCGUUUUUUUGUUGUUGUUUUUUUUCGUUGUAUCAUUUGUGGCCACGCAGCCCGAAGGCACAAUGAG
Molecule: messenger RNA, 1307 nt
Organism: Ixodes scapularis (black-legged tick)
Lineage: Eukaryota; Metazoa; Arthropoda; Arachnida; Ixodida; Ixodidae
Product: regulator of G-protein signaling 8-like
Exons: 5
Coding region: 179-796 (205 amino acids)
Source: RefSeq, a predicted model, not a curated record